UGCACACAGCCCUUAGCUUUUUCCCGCCGUGUGCAAAAUAUCAGCAAGCGAGACGUGUAUAAUUUCAUUCAUCACGAGGACAUCAUCAAAUUCGUUUGGUAAAACUUGGCGCUAAACUGAACAAGAGAAAAAAUGGGCGAUCCGUGCAAUUGUGCUGAAACGGGAAGCUGCAACUGUUCCGACCAGUGUACCAGUGAUGGUGGCUGCAGGUGUGGUUCCAAUUGCAAGUGUGGUGCUGACUGCAAGUGUCCCGGAUGUAAAGUUGUUUGCAAAUGCGGGGAUUCGUGCGCAUGCGGGAAAGGAUGCACGGGACCAAGCACGUGCCAGUGUGAUAGUGGCUGUUCGUGUAAGUGAUGGGAAGAAGUCACGCGGUUUGAGCGGUUCGUGCGAGCACAUGCCAUGAAAUCACGUUGCCACUUGCCAAGAUACUCCAUGCACCGCUGUAAAUCUUCAGAUCAGAGAUGGUGGUUUCACAACUUUUAUCAAAAGACUGUUGAAAGAGACACUUGUCUCAUUUCCUUUCUUAAAACCGCGUGACAUUCGUUGAAAUAAUUUGACAGAGUACAAAUAAAAUGAAUAUAAUAA
This is a messenger RNA of Mercenaria mercenaria, 585 nucleotides long. RefSeq names its product metallothionein 10-II. NCBI's taxonomy places the organism in Eukaryota, Metazoa, Mollusca, Bivalvia, Venerida, Veneridae. The record is from RefSeq and is a predicted model, not a curated record. The transcript has 3 exons. The coding region runs from base 133 to 354 and encodes 73 amino acids. Gene Ontology annotation, molecular function: metal ion binding.